UUUUCUAUAAAUUAGACAUCGUUUUUGGAGCUUUUAUUCUUCUUCAUUGAUAGAGCUUUUCUUAUAUACCCCCAAAAAAAAAUUUAACAAGACAAAAACACACAAUAGAUGGCUGUGAAUAAUGAUGAGAAACAGCAAAACAAACCCAUCGGACACAGUCCACUCGCUCACAAGAGUCUCCUUCAAAGUGAUGCACUCUAUCAGUAUAUACUUGAGACGAGUGUGUUUCCAAGAGAGCAUCCAUGUUUGAAGGAGCUUCGUGAGAUGACAGAAAAACAUCCUCGGAACCAUAUGGCUACACCUGCUGAUGAAGGACAACUUCUAAGCAUGCUGAUUAAGCUCAUCAAUGCAAAAAACACAUUGGAAAUUGGUGUCUUCACUGGUUAUUCUCUCCUCUCCACUGCUCUUGCUCUUCCUUCUGAUGGAAAGGUAUUAGCUUUGGAUGUGAGUCGUGAAUACUAUGAGUUGGGAUUAUCCAUAAUUGAAAAAGCUGGAGUUGCUAACAAGAUCGACUUUAGAGAAGGACGUGCUCUUCCUCUUCUUGAUGAACUUCUUCAAGACGAAAAUAACAAGGGGACAUUUGAUUUUGUUUUUGUGGAUGCUGAUAAGGAUAAUUACUUAAACUAUCACAAGAGAGUAAUUGAACUUGUGAAAAUCGGGGGAUUGAUCGGGUACGAUAACACCUUAUGGAGUGGAUCUGUGGUAGCUCCGUCUGAUGCACCUAUGCUGGAUAAUAUUAAGCGUCUACGAGGUUAUGUGAUUGAGUUCAACAAAUAUCUAGCUCAUGAUUCAAGAAUUGAGAUUUGUCAGCUUCCGGUAGGUGAUGGAAUUACCCUGUGCCGCCGCAUUAGCUGAUUAUUCUCCUUCGUGUUGGUUUGUUUAGUUGAAGAAUUUGGAGUUUUAUUAUCAGUUUUAAGUGUUGUAAAAGAAGGGAAAAGAUAUGAUGAAACUAUUUUUUGACAUUUACACUGUAUUAUCCAUAAAAUCUACUAGCAUUGAUUUUUUAUAAUUUAAUUUGCUUUGGUUAACGUGCA
This is a messenger RNA of Vicia villosa (hairy vetch), 1034 nucleotides long. Its product is annotated as caffeoyl-CoA O-methyltransferase 2-like. The record is from RefSeq and is a predicted model, not a curated record. Gene Ontology annotation, molecular function: S-adenosylmethionine-dependent methyltransferase activity; O-methyltransferase activity. Lineage: Eukaryota; Viridiplantae; Streptophyta; Magnoliopsida; Fabales; Fabaceae. The transcript has 5 exons. The coding region runs from base 109 to 855 and encodes 248 amino acids.